This is a messenger RNA of Symsagittifera roscoffensis, 1561 nucleotides long. RefSeq names its product protein RER1-like. The coding region runs from base 5 to 589 and encodes 194 amino acids. The record is from RefSeq and is a predicted model, not a curated record. Gene Ontology annotation, biological process: retrograde vesicle-mediated transport, Golgi to endoplasmic reticulum; protein retention in ER lumen. NCBI's taxonomy places the organism in Eukaryota, Metazoa, Xenacoelomorpha, Acoela, Convolutidae. Gene Ontology annotation, cellular component: Golgi membrane. The transcript has a single exon.
GAAGAUGGGCGAUAUUAAACCGGAAGAAAUAGUGCCGACCCCAGCACCAUUGCGUCUGUUUAAUAGCAUCGGAGUGAAAUACCAGUACUAUCUGGACAAAGCAGUACCCUACACGACGGCAAGAUGGGCCACCUUCUUUGUCUGCUUUGGGCUUUAUGUCCUCAGAGUUUACUUAGUGCAGGGGUUCCACAUUAUCAGUUACGGUCUGGCUAUUUACUACCUUAACUUGUUCUUAAUGUUUCUCACGCCCAAAAUUGAUCCCGCCUUUGCUGAAAUGAGCGAAGAUGACGGCAUGUCUCUUCCGACUAAAAGCUCAAAUGCAGAGUUUAGACCAUUUAUCCGACGACUUCCAGAGUUCAAAUUCUGGCAUCUGUCAACACGAGCAGUCAUCAUAGCCACUUUCAUAACCUUUUUCCAGGUUUUCAAUGUGCCAGUGUUCUGGCCUAUUUUAGUCAUGUAUUUCAUCAUACUGUUUUGCCUGACGAUGAAGAGGCAAAUUAAACAUAUGAUCAAGUAUAGAUACAUACCACUAACUCAUGGAAAGAAAAAAUACGCAGCUAGUAAAGAAACGUCUUCGGGUGCCAACUGAAUUUUCCUAAUUGUGAACUUCGAAUUAAUUUUGACUGUACUAAGAUUCUAAGUUUGUGUAGAUGUCUAUAUUAACUAUAAUGUCAGCGCAGUUUUCUCGAACUUACUGGAUAUUUUUUUUCUGACUGCCCUUUGUAUAGGUUUGCUCAUUCGCUCAAAUCAUCAAUUAAUGAAUUUUAGUUCAGUAAAAAUCCACGUGUUUAUACUGUCCCAUCUUAAAGAGUCCUAAAUACGGGCAGGGUAAGUCUGUAAAAUGGAGGGGCUCUGUUUCAAAAGAAGAAUGUCAGUAACAAAUUUCUUCGUCCUGAGAGUCUCUGUGGCCAUUGGCAGCUAAUUGCUUGAAUUAAAAAAUGCUUCAACUGAAAGGUUUUCUAUAUGAUAAAGUGUGUCUUGAUUAAAUAUUUAUUUUUAAUUAGUGAUAUAAUUGACGGAAAACUAACAAUUAACAAAUUGUGACAAAGAUGUUUUAAGAUGGGACACUAGAGUACUUUGAUAUUGUAAUAUUCAUGCUUAGCUUGGUGCUUAUUUCUGUCAUAAGUUUUCUCAUUCGAAUUGCUAAAAGGAGUUACGGAUCUAGUUAGCAAUUCCACCGAAUUCUUCCAAGGAAUAUCUUCCUUCAUAGUUCGAAAUCUAAUUGCUAGAAAUGAAUUUACUUCGGUUGCAAUUAGAGUUAUGAACUUGAUCCGUGGUAAUAAACAUCUCCUACUAGCGCUAUCAUAUUUUGAUGCAAUCCAUGGCAUGUGACACCAACGUUUUUUUUGUUACCGGCGGAAAUUUUCAUGGUAUUGGAAACCAUUAUCAGCAGCUAUUUUUGCUUAGCUUUGUCUCCUUUCUUACGCUCAUUCUGGCGUUCAAACUUUUUACUAUUGUGUUUUGGUUAUUUUUAGUAACACUGCUGAAACCGAAUAGUACCAAUAUCUGUAUAAAUAUUAUAUCAAUUGAAACUUUCAUUUGAAUUCAAUUUAUCAAACAA